Sugiyamaella lignohabitans is the source of this 2478-nucleotide messenger RNA. It is a transcript of the gene CTF4, whose product is annotated as chromatin-binding protein CTF4. Lineage: Eukaryota; Fungi; Ascomycota; Dipodascomycetes; Dipodascales; Trichomonascaceae. Gene Ontology annotation, biological process: DNA-templated DNA replication; mitotic cell cycle; DNA repair. Bases 1 to 2478 code for a protein of 825 amino acids. The record is from RefSeq and is a predicted model, not a curated record. The transcript has a single exon. Gene Ontology annotation, cellular component: nuclear replication fork. Gene Ontology annotation, molecular function: chromatin binding; protein binding.
AUGAAGAUAAAGCUCAAUCCUCGUCAGGCUCAUACUGCAGGUAUAGUACGAGUAUGCUACUCAUUGGAUGGUAAUUACUUGAUUUCAGGAGGUGCCAAUGAUCUGGUGCGAAAGUUCACAACUGGCUCAGACUCUAGUGAACCAGACAGUUUGGACCAUCAUCAUGAUGCGGUAUUGGCAGUUGAUGUUUCUGAUGCUCAUUUUGCCUCGAGUUCCGAGGAUGGAACUGUCCAUCUCUUUGAUGUGGUUUCUAAUAAACCUAAAGGUGUAAUUGUACGAAAUCCUCUCGCUAUUAGAGAGGUUAAGUUUUCUCCAGAUGGUAAAUGGAUCGCAACAUCAGGUAAUGAUAAAUUUGUCAAGAUUAUAUCAGUCACUGAUAUUUUAAAAGUCCAAGAAAUGUCUCUUCCAGUACCAGUUAAGCAUAUUUCUUACAGUAUUUCGGGAAAUCUAAUCGCCUUGUCUUCUAUUGACGGAAAUCUACGUUUUUAUAGACUGGAAAAGUCUGAAAAUAAAGAUGGUAGUGACGAGCCUGACGGUGAUAUGGAAAAUUCAUUCCGUCAAAAUACGAUAAUACCGCCUUUUAAUCCCACAUUAGUACACAGUUUGGAAGGUAUUGUUCCAGAUGUUCGUGAUGUAGACGAUGUUCGAACUACAGCUGUCGAGUUUCAUCCUGAUGGCACACAUUUCGCAAUUGCAACUAAGACCUUUGAAGUUGGUGUAUACAAUCUGAGCAACGUUUCUGAAGUAGCUCGUCUACGCCAUACCAAUGGUCACAAAAAAGAACUAACUGGCAUCAAAUGGUCCCCCAAUGGAAAAUAUAUAGCUACUAUCUCGCUCGAUAAUAAGGUGAUAAUCUGGGAUGCGACUACAUUUACACCAGUUGAGUCACAGAAUGUCGAAUCACCAAUAUCUGUUGCUUGGCAUCCUACUACAAAUGAACUGACUGUGGCCACUGACAGAGGUCAGCUUAUCACGUACGAUGUAUUAUUAGAUCAGGCAAGUCCAUUCGGAGACAUUACUCCGUUCAAUACCACCACUAGUACCAAUGGUACUGAUAGUAGCACUAAGAAAUCCGUCAAUAGUGUGGAUAGAAUUCGAGAUUAUGAUGAUUACGAUUUGGAGUUAGAAUUCACUGGAGAUGCAACGGCAGAUGAUGUUGAGCAAGCCAAUGGUGAGGGAAAUGAACUCGACUGGAUUGAAGACGACGACGGAGCUGGGUAUGUUGGUGAAGAGAAUGGCAAGCGUUCUAGAGAGUCAACAGCAUUGGAAAAUGGUAAUGGUUAUAAACGUGCUAAAUUUGUUUCUACGGAACCAGUUCACGAACCCUUCAUUACCGGCAGUACUCCGUGGAAAAAUGGGCGAAGAUACCUUUGCAUGAAUACAAUUGGGUACAUCUGGUCUGUAUUUCAAGAAGAUCAUAAUACGGUUACAGUAACAUUUUUUGACAGAGGGCUUCACAGGGAAUAUCAUUUCACCGACUACGUGCAAUAUGAUCUGGCAUGCCUUACAGAAGAAGCCGCUCUGUUCGCCAACACCAAGACUCGUAAAGCUUUGCUCAGAUUCCAUGACGGUUUUACGAACAACUGGGAGUACACAUUAUCAGAUAAUGAUUUAUUCAGAUGCAUUUCGCUUUCUAAAAACAUAGUCACGUUCUGCACCGCACAAGGGUACGUGAGAACUUUCAAUAUAUAUGGCUCUCCUUUGUCUGUUUAUAGACAAUCAAGAGAUCCGGUAAUUACCUGUGCUUCCUGGAGAAACUACAAUUAUAUUGUCCGAACGUCACCGACUGGAUCGUUGUCGUACUCUAUUGAAAACGUUCGAACCAACGUGAUUUAUCAAAAGAAUGAUGAAAUCGAUAUUGGUGUUGGCAACAAGCUAAAAGCUGUCUUCUUUACCAGUCAAGGUGACCCAUGCAUUUUCGAUUCAAAGGGAAUACUUCUGGUACUACAAAACUGGAGAGAACCCCUCCAGACACGAUGGGUUCCUAUCGUUGAUUCUAACAUUGAAUCAGCUCAAGGACGCAAAGAGUCAUACUGGCCAAUUGGGGUCAUUGAUAACAAGUUUGUAUGCACAGUCCUAAGAAAAGGCGACCAGCAUCCCAACAUCCCUCUACCAGCAACUACAGAACUUGAAUUAUCAGUGACAGUCGACCCUACAACCACAGACUACGAAAAGGAAUACCUUACUAAACAAGUCCUUCUACAAUUGUCGCGAGCUCAAGCCGAGUCUGAUGAUAACAUCGAGCUUGUCAGCACAGUUUCAUCUCAAGAGUUGGAAGUCGACAAAGUUGUUUUGCGACUGAUCCAGGCAUGCUGUAUCGACUCCAAACCUUCUAAGGCUCUUGCUUUAGCCUACCUGAUCAACAAAGAUCAGGCUCUUGAAGCGGCCAGCAAAAUCGCGCUGCGGUUUGACCAGUCGGCCGUUGCAGAGAAAAUCAACGAACUCCUCAAUGCCCGUUUAAGGCAACAACAGCAGUAA